CCUGCGAUCGUAUGAACCGGUGAUCAACAGAGAAACCAAGCCCAGACUGUUGAGCCGGCAAAGCAGUUUCGGCAUUGACCAUGAACGGUAUUUGUGUUCCGUUUGGUGGUUAACAAAUCUAAUAAAUUGCGGGAUUAAAGCUACCACUGUUUGGGGUUGAUUUUGCCACCCAUACACAACCAUCUAACAUUUGGUGUUCUUAUCUGUUCAAAUCGCUUCGUUGACUCAAGUCGCCAAUCACUCGCCAAUCUAUUUUGUUUUGUUUGUUCGGCAAUUUCUGGUGGCUUAACUUCCUUCUCGUGCGUUGGUUAUUUACAACGGAUGACUAAUUCUUCCUCCUCUCCUAUGACCACUCGCCGUGCUGAAGUGUGUCUGAGGACUUGGACAGAGCGGCGAGCUUUGCUUUUUACUGCGCUGUUUCAGUUUCUGCUCAGCUGUUGAUCGCGAGUGACGCGACGUGAGUGAUAUCAUACGCAUUACGCCUUAAAUAACGCGGCCUCAAAAUAAUCCGCUAAAGUGCAACCCGAGCCGAGAUGAAUCCAGCCGGCAACGAUGGACAGAGCAGGUAAUUUGGCAAAAUGAAGUUUCUUGUGCUGUGUACGCUCGUAGCCGGUGCUGCUGCAGGAUACUCCGCCUCUACCUACCGGGAUGGCAAAGCAACAGGUCUUUAUAAUCAGGUCCCCGCUGGUGUCGACUAUGCUGACAAGUUCCCCCAUGGUAACACAGGUUACAACGGCGGCUACACGACGCACUUCUCCGGACCGAACGGUGCCGGCGUGGCGGUAGGAACUGGCACCGGUAGCUUUGCGCCCGGGUUCGCCGGCUUCCCCGGCCCGACCGUAGACUUCAACAACUUCUUCCAGGGCAUCCAGGCGAACUUUGCAAACUCGUUGACGCAAUCCUAUUCUGAGCCGAGAGCGACGGCAUCAGCGUCAUCAUCACUCCUGGAUCCCGCAUGGCGCAAACCAACGUAUCAACAGCACAACUUGUAUCAGCAGCAGUUUGCUCUGCAGCAAGCUCUGUUCCAGCAGCAGCAGGCUGCCUUUAACGGAGGGUUCGGAGGUGCUGGUUUCGGAGGUGCUGGUUUCGCAGGCGCUGGAGCCGGUACCGGCUUUGGUGGUUUCCCAGUGUAUGGAGCUAACUUUGCCAGUGCUCCGAACUAUAUUCAAAAUCGCUUCCCCGCCGGUAACUUCAACGGUGCCAGCUCUACUGCUUCGUUCGGACCGGGUGGAUUCCACCAGACGGCUGCAGUCUAUCCCGGCAAUCCGGCCGUACCGAAUGUAGACACCCGUUUCGGUGGUUCGGAACAGGCGACCAGCUUCCAGAGCGGCAAACCAGGAUUCGUCGGUGUGUCCAGCUUCUCGUCCUCCUCCAACAUUAAUGGCCAGACGCACCGCGAAGCAGUGACGACGGUGAACGAUAAUGGCAAGGUGACGACCCAUCGCGUCCACUCUUAAACUGCGUCUUCAAUGACCAUCAUCAGCAUGCGACUACGGACGAAAUGCCUGACCCUGGAUUUGCAGAACAACGGAACAACGACCUAGAGUAGAGACAAUCUCACGACCUACCCUCUGAGAGUGCAGUCAGCUUUGCUCCGGUGGAGCUUAACAUUAAACUCAAACAAGCAAUGUGUCAGUGUACACCUUCUCAGGAUCGAGCGGAGCGAAUGCGGAUGCGACUACUACUACUACUACUACUGUGUGCUGUGCGGACAUGUGAGGUGGUAGCGAGGCGAUAGUCCACCGGACACUAAACUUGUGUAGGAGUGUGUGUGUGUGUGUGAAUGUAUUUUUAGCGAGCGAAACGUACUUAUGUGCUAAAAAUUUUACAACUUUACUAAGCAUUUCGAUAAUUUUAUCCAAUAUGUAAGACUGUCCACACCUGUCCACUGGUGAUCGACAAUAAAGCAGAAGAGUUAUCAAUAAGCUGAA
Messenger RNA from Anopheles arabiensis, 1931 nucleotides. RefSeq names its product ATP-dependent RNA helicase glh-2. Bases 579 to 1457 code for a protein of 292 amino acids. The transcript has 7 exons. The record is from RefSeq and is a predicted model, not a curated record. NCBI's taxonomy places the organism in Eukaryota, Metazoa, Arthropoda, Insecta, Diptera, Culicidae.